Molecule: messenger RNA, 441 nt
Organism: Uncinocarpus reesii 1704
Lineage: Eukaryota; Fungi; Ascomycota; Eurotiomycetes; Onygenales; Onygenaceae
Exons: 1
Coding region: 1-441 (146 amino acids)
Source: RefSeq, a predicted model, not a curated record
AUGCCUGUCCAGGAGGCCGAUCACAAUUACGAUUCAUUGAAUCAGCAUCUACACCCUUUCUACCAGCCAGCUCCGACAGCACAGCAAUUUCCAUCGCAGCACCGCUUCGGCGACGAUGCUGACGAUGUCGCUUCGCACCUCCACCCCCAGUCCAUGUCCUCCCCUCACCUCCCGCUCCUCCCUGCAACCACUUACUCUCCUCCACGUGCUGCCCGCCAGAAUCAACUCUCUCUUACCACUAAUCUGGUAGAUCAGGGUCUCUCGCUAAGCAACGAUGCUCACGACGAACUCUCCCCUGAUCCCCGGGAAUUUUACCUCCAAUACCGUGAUCCCUUUGGCAGCGAUGGCGCCGGCCCCGACGGACCUCGACCUGACCACCGCCUCAUACUCGAGGCGAUCUUCCGCUCAAUCCAACGGCUCGCCCGUCUCCCAACGCUAUAG